This is a messenger RNA of Formica exsecta, 1381 nucleotides long. It is a transcript of the gene Prpk, whose product is annotated as EKC/KEOPS complex subunit Tp53rk. The record is from RefSeq and is a predicted model, not a curated record. The transcript is spliced from 5 exons. Gene Ontology annotation, molecular function: protein serine/threonine kinase activity; ATP binding. Gene Ontology annotation, cellular component: EKC/KEOPS complex; nucleus; cytosol. Bases 512 to 1219 code for a protein of 235 amino acids. NCBI's taxonomy places the organism in Eukaryota, Metazoa, Arthropoda, Insecta, Hymenoptera, Formicidae. Gene Ontology annotation, biological process: protein phosphorylation.
UCUGCAAGCAGAUGAGCGAAAGGCCGCUUUGCAGGCAUAAUGGAGCGGAUUUUAAAAAAAUUCAUUAUUAAUGAAAUGUAAAUAGAAAAGAAACUAAAUGUUUUGUUUUUUUUUCAUAAAAUGACAUCAAGAUGACUAUCUGGGAUACGAAUAUGUGCAAUGAUUAUAUUGGAUCCAAUCUAUGAAUAAAAAUGUAAAUAUCGAGGAGUAUUGGAUGGAAGAUAUAGAUUUUUGUAUUUAAUAAAGCGCGGGAUUAUUGACUGCAUUCGCACGCGCGCAUCGACGCAUAAUCUACGCAUGCUCCACCGACCGGGUAACUCGUGCAUCCGUACUACGGUUUGCGGUUCGAACCUCGAUCGAGGUUACGAUCGAAGUAUGUACAUAUGUGCGACGUGGGACCUCGUUCGAUUCCGGAAUACGUCGCAGGUAAAAGCAUCCGGCGAUCGUUGCAACGACGCGAAUAAUACGCUGUCAACGACAGCGACGUUCCACGAGCAAAAAGUGAGCGAUAAUGCAAGACUUGGAACUAAUAGCGCAAGGCGCGGAGGCGCGCCUUUAUAAGGGCCUCUACUUGGGAAGGAUGAGUCUGGUGAAGGAGAGAUUCGUAAAGAAUUACCGACACCCGGAGUUGGACGCGCGUCUCACCAAGGAUCGCAUCAAGGCCGAGGCUCGGGCCAUCAUCCGGGCGAAAUCGGCAGGUAUAGCAACGCCAGCCCUAUACCUGGUGGACGUAGAACGACGCAGUAUCUACAUGGAGUACGUAGAGAACGCCGCAGUACUCAAGGACUUUAUAGACGAGAAUGUUUCGGGAAAGACGGACGUGGAUGACCUGCUGGAGUUCAUAGGACGCGGAUUGGGCACACUCAUAGCCAGACUGCAUUCGAGACAUAUGAUCCACGGAGAUCUAACUACGUCGAAUAUACUGUUCAAGAAUGACUCGAACGAACUGUCCUGCAACGACCAAUCCGAAGCCGAAACUCGAUUUGUAAUGAUAGACUUUGGACUGGCCCGAUUGGAUUCCACAGUGGAGGAUAAGGCGGUCGAUUUGUACGUUCUCGAGCGAUCACUGCUCAGCGCGCAUUCCGAAGUGCCGACAUUGUUCUCCCGCAUUUUUCAUCACUAUCAGCAGAACUAUCGGAACAAGAGUCAAUGCGAGCAAGUGCUCGCCAAGUAUAAGCAGGUACAGGCGCGAGGACGUAAGCGCUUGAUGAUCGGCUAAAAGAACGAUGGUGUCCUCGAUUAUUGCGAUCUUUUACGAUUCCAAAGAGUACGCGAGGUGUAUAAAUAAAUUUAUUUUUGUAAUUUGCAACACACAUUGAAUUGCAAAUACUUAACUGAACUUUGUACAUUGAUGGAUAUAAAUUGUACGCAUGUGCUUCCA